Molecule: messenger RNA, 3463 nt
Organism: Pectinophora gossypiella (pink bollworm)
Lineage: Eukaryota; Metazoa; Arthropoda; Insecta; Lepidoptera; Gelechiidae
Product: protein NDNF-like
Exons: 12
Coding region: 624-2279 (551 amino acids)
Source: RefSeq, a predicted model, not a curated record
AGCGCACGCAUGAUCCACAGUUGCCGAGUGGCGCGUGCACGCACGGCACAAAUCCCAGGACAAUUUCGGUACGAUUUUCGGUAAUUAACGCCGUACGGUUUCGGUAACGCGAGUGUGAUGGCGCCUUUAUAGUGAAUUCAGAAGUUUCGAAAAUUAAAAUGUUUGAAUGUGUGAACUAGUGGUCAGGUAUACGGAACGUUCGUCAUUUAAAAUUCGAAUAUUUGUUUUUCUUUAUUUAAUCAAAUACAAUGUUUAUUAAUCUCGAAAUCUAGAUGGUCAAUAAUUAUUUAGAAUUAUUUUCACAGUGACGUAAAUAAAAUGUUGUCAUUUAUAAUAAAAGUGAUAGACUAAUAGGAGAAGAAACCUUAGUGCAUAGUGUAAAUAAAAUACCUAUUUCAAGAAAAGAUUACGUGGAAAUAAAAAUGCAACCUUCCACUUGUUGAGUGCAUAAUUCAGAAAUAAAUUCUGUAUCAAAUACAAAACGAUUUUUCACAAUCGUUUUGAAUUUCAAAUAUGUCUUUAUAAAGCGGGAGCUUUUGUGUCUCCCGGACUAUUUCUUGUUGAAGACCAACGGAGGUCGUGUGUGUUCAUGUUUUGGAGACGUUUUUGGAAGACUUAGAACUAUGGGAAAUCUUGGAACAUUCACGACAAGACUGGCAGCAUUCCUACUCUUGCACACAGCAGGGGUAGGCCUGGCGUCUCCAACUGUCCUGGUAACCAGACCAUCCAGGGCCAUGGAAUGGCUGCCGACUGACAACCAAACGCUGUACAGUAUAGCAGGAGGAGAAAAGAGAAGUUUGGAGCUUAAUACGUCAUCGCUGACGCAACGUCAAGUCGUCAUCAACAUCAGUCCUUGUUCCCGAGACAUUCACUGGGCUAUGUAUCAUGGCGCUGAUGAGAGACACCUCCAACUAUUCAAGGAGCAUUCUGGUGGUGAUAUGACCGUUUUCUCUAUCGUCGUGGUCCCAGAUACGAGAUAUAUAUUGCAGCUCUCAUCUACAAGAGGUGGUUCGUCAGUGGUCAGCGUGCGCGGUGAAGUCACCCGGCUUGUGCGCAUGCGCCUACGCUUCCGAUCGAGACGGAGACUCUCCGCCAAUUGGGAACCCAGCCCUAUAGACCCUCAAUCAACGAGCUACUGCGUCGUGGCAUCGCAACGAAAAAACUACACAUCCCUCUGCGCAGCCCAGCUUGAUUCAAAAACAAAUCGAUUAGACAAACCUAAUCGAUACAACUUGGAUCGAGUAGACAAUGACACGCGGAGCGAUUCCGUCGAGAUGGACAACAAAAUCGAUUCUGAUUUCAACAUUUAUGAGGAGCAAUUCCAGAAUGUUUAUAGAAGGAAAAAGUUUGGUCGCAGCACUAAAGCUACCGAUGGUGAUCCAGUGAUAGCGUGUGUUGGUGAUACAACUCAUCAUGUUAUAGAAAAUCUUGAUCCGAGCUCGAGCUAUUAUGUCAGUGUGUUCGGAGUGGCCAGAGACAGGAGGGCUGGAUCACUCCUGGCCACUGGCAGCGUUCGUCCUAGGACCUCCACAGCCAAGAGGUUACGAGAAAACGUGCCGUUGAGAUCUGACAUUCGAGGGAAAGCAGUUUAUUAUUUUAAGGCUGCACUGGGUAGCGGCGGUGGAGUAUGGAUGACAGUGUCCAUUUGUGGCGGAGCGGUCGAUGUGGAAGUUCUUGUAAGGGGGAAACGGCUCUACUUAGCUAAAAAUAUUGAACCUCACUCGAAGUUUUUCGUGCCAGCCCCAAUGCCGUCUUCUCUUCAAGAGACGAGUGAUGAAGGGUCCGUGCAGUUUGACUCCAGCUCUGAAGAGACCAAGACGCGAUAUGUCGUCAGGAUCGUGCCUUGCAGGUCAGACAGAGAUGGUACUGUCGGAGUCGAGCUAACAGCAUCAACAACACGUUGGGGCGUGAACACACCAGAGCUACUGGACGAUGGGUCGGUGGUUCGGGAGCUGCGCCCGCGCCGAUCCUGCAAGACUCUAGACGUCGCGUUCUUACCCGCCACUCACAACGCCACUGACGUCAUCAGAUAUUGCGUAACUGCUCGCGAGAACCCCAGCGUUGGUAGCUACGUGUGUUCCUUCCAGAAGAAAUUCCCAGCUCGGACCCAGUGCGUCAACCAUCUGCAAAGACCACAGGCAAGAGUGAUAGUACAGAAAAUAAGCGGUUUGAAGCCUGGUAGAAAGUACGCCAUUCAGGUUAUAGCUUCAAAUAAAGGGAGUGCUGUGCCGUAUAAAGUUUUAUACGCUGAUACAAACGUCUCUUGUAAAGAAGAUUGAAGACGAAAAAGAAUUUUUGAAUAGGACCCUGCAAUGGAGCAGCGUGAUAGUUACUCUAUACCCCUUCAGACUGACUGAGGGGAGACCUGUGCUCAGCAGUAGAAAGCUGCAUUAGGACGUAUAAUCUAAAGUGUGUUACUGACACCGUAAAUACAAAAAUAAGGGUUCCGUUUUACAUUUUGAGCUUCGGAACCCUAAUGAAUGUCUACUUGAUUGUACUAAAAACGAUGAAAGGUGUUUUUCUUGUCAAAAUCUUUCAAUGGUUUUUAAUAUUUUUUUUUUAUUAUUUAUUUAUAUUUUAAAUUUGUGUUCUAUGGAGCUAAAAGCACAAAAAACACUAGAUUUUCAUGACUUUUCCGACAGAAAUUUCCACUUGAUAUCAACUCUAUCAUGGUUUGAAUCAUCUCUCAAAGUUUUCAUUACGGUGUCACUAACACCCUCUAUUAUAAAGGCUAUUAUGUUUAUGUAGGUAAAAAAGCACUGUAUUUUAAGAAAAAUACUGCAACUAUCUCUCCUUUAAAUUUUUCCUACCUGCCAUACCCGCUUUAGCACAGUCUCAUGAAAAUAAACCACCUACUUAUCAAGAAAUUAGCCUCGUAGCAAAUUGCGCGCAAUGCCAACUAAUUAUUUUGGCUCUCUUACCUGUCUAUCGCAUCCCGCGCGAUAUUUUAUAAGUACAGAGUGCUACAACUACUCAUCUUUAUCCAUUUUUUUCCUUAUGAAUCUCUUUAGUAAUACCUACAAAACUGUAAAAGAUAUACCUGCCUACUGCACUUAAUUAAUCACCUAUAUGGUAGGUACAUGGUACUAAAAUAUAUUUUAAAAAGUUUAAAAAAUGUACAUAAAAUAUCAAAAGGAAUAUAUUAAAGAAAAGUACAAUUACCUGCUAUAGAUAUUUAUUUAGUCUUUUAAAAUAAAAGUAUUAGGUAGGUAAUUUAGCGCCUUAUAAAAUAAAUCUAAACUUAGUUGGAUAAGGUGGCAUUUAUAAUUAUCUAGUUAUUAAUUAUUACUUUAGUAAUUUACGAUAAGCAUCUACUUAAUAGGUAUUUUUGUAACGAUUCAUAAGUUCCUAUUAUCCAUGUAAAUAAAACCUAUAUACCUUUAAAAUAUUAAAUAUUAUAGAAAAUUAAAAAUGUAUAUCUAUCGUAAAUUAAUUACUGAGAAUAAAGAUUAUAAGUACGUAA